AUGGCUACUCCUACCCGGGUAUUAUUCCUCGCUAACAGCGAACAUGGCCAGACGAACAUCAUCCUGGCCAUUACCCAUGAGCUUCUGGUCAGAGGAGACGUGGACGUCCACGUUGCUUCAUUCCCUGCGUUGGAACGACGGGUGAACAAACUCUUGAACGAUAAUGCCCCUUCAUACAAUGACUCGUUUCGAUCGCGCAUUCAUUUCCACCCCAUACGCGGCCCCUCCAAUACAGAUGUUUUCAUUCGCACGGGCAAGCGAGGAGCGUUCCAUCCUCCAGGAUACAGCGGCGCUGUGCUUGGCUUCCAGUCCCUCUGCGAAGAUAUCUGGGGCUGGACAGAAGACGAAUAUGUCGACAUCUACCAGUGCUGUAUGGAAAUCAUCAAGUCGGUGCAGCCUUCAGUGAUUGCAGCCGACUUUUUCUUCCUGCAGGGCCGCGAUGCCGCCUAUAACGCUGGCUACACUGCCAUAUUGAUCAACACCACAUCUCUCACUCAUAUCGUCCUCGGCCUGCAGCCUCAUUCCGCUGCUCUGUGGAAGUAUCCUUUACCCGGAACGGGAUUCCCCUACCCCCUUCCUCCGCACCUCAUCCCCCUCAAUGCACUGGCCGUGCUCAAAACGGCCAAAAUGUACCAUGGCAGCGGUCGCCGUCGUGAAAUCCGCGAAUGGCGCAUCCGGCACAAGAUCCAUGGUCGGUUCCCUUUUGCAGAUGCCUGGCGGCCGGACCGCUUCCAUCUGUCGCCGGCGCUGAAAGAGCUGGACUGGCCCAUGGACGUGCCAGAUAACAUCCUGCCUUGCGGACCAAUCCUUCUUCCCACUGCGUCUGUUGAGAAACAGGACCCAGAACUCGCAAGGUGGCUGCGCAAGGCGCCGACUGUCCUGGUUAAUCUGGGAACACUGUACGCGCCAGACCCAAACGUAGCGGAGAAUAUCGCCCGAGGACUGAAGAUGUUCCUCACCUCCUGGAAGGGAGAGAAGGUCCAGAUUCUGUGGAAGCUGCCUAAACAUCCGCAUGACGAGGAUGAUGUCUACGCUCAAUCGAUCAAGCCGCUCCAGGCCGAGGUCGAGGCGGACAGCGCGCGCAUCCGACCCUGGUUCGAGGUUGAGCCCAUGGCCAUGCUGCAAACGGGCCAGAUCAUCUGCUCUGUUCACCAUGGUGGUGCGAACUCGUGGUAUGAAGCAAUUCAAAACGGUGUGCCCCACGUGGUACUGCCUGCGUGGCAAGACUGUUACGAGAAUGCAGCCCGUGCGGAAUGGCUCGGGAUCGGUGUAUAUGGCAACAAGAGUCGUGCGCCUAAUAUCGAUGCCAAAGAAUUAAGCAAGGCCUUGCUCAAGGUCAUGGGCAAUGCAGCGUACAAAACCAAGGCCUUCGAGCUGGCCAAGCUCUGUCACAAGAAAGAAGGCCGUGUAGCGGCUGCCGAGAAGAUUGUCGAGCUCGCGCUCAACCCAGACAGAAUGGCAAUGCACAUACCCGAGGUGAAGGUUGAAGACACCCAGUGUUCUCUUUACGAGGUCAAGAAUCGCGCUGGAAUGGUGCUACAAACCACCCAACCCCCUGAAACCAAGAGCAAAUCUGCCCGAGUACCAGUUCUUAGAGACAUCAAGGAAACCCUCGUUGUGACUACGAUUUGCAACGCCUGGUUUCUCCUCCCACUACUCGGAUACUCCCUUCUUCUGGUCCCUCGACUGCGUCUCUUCGUACUGUUCUACAUCCUCUACAUCAAAUACCUCGCCAAAGCACACAAAACCGGCACACUAUCUCUCCGCAACGACCGUUUCCGCACAUCAUGGAUCUGGAAGGCCUACGCCUCAUACUUCCCCCUCCGGCUGUAUCGCUCCGCACCCCUCUCCACCCGCAAAAAGUACAUCUUCGGCUACCAUCCCCACGGCAUCGCCAUCCGAGGCGCAGUCGGCGCCCUGGCCGCCGACGCCGCCGGAUUCGCUGAUCUCUUCCCGGGCAUCACGAACACCCUCCUGAUGAAAGACGAGUCGUUCUACCAACCCCUUUACAGAGAGUACCUCCUCUCCACCGGCGUGAGCGGCGUGUCCCGCUCGUCGUGUAUCCGACACCUGACGCGAGGCGGGCACGAUAGGCAAGGUAUGGGUCGAGCGAUUACCAUCACCGUGGGCGGAAGCCGCGAGUAUAACAUCGCCAAGCCGGGGACAAUGGGCGUGGUUGUCCGCAUCCGCAAAGGGUUUGUGCGGGUGGCGGUUGAGACGGGGGCGGAUAUCGUCCCUGUCAUCGCGUUUGGGGAGAAUGAGCUAUUCGAUUGUGUGGAUGUGUCCUCUUCGUCUGUGCUGGGGCUUGUGGCUCGGGUCUGGGAAUGGGCUGUUGGGCACAAGGUCGCGUUUUCUACCGGACGAUUCAAUAUCUUCUGUCCGUAUCGGCGGCCGUUGAAUGUUGUUGUUGGGAAGCCGAUUGCUGUUACGCAGCAGCGGUGGGAUCCGGAUCAGAAGUAUAUUGAUCAGUUGCAGGAGGAGUAUAUCAGGGCACUGGAGAAGUUGUGGGAUGAUUGGAGGGAUACGUUUGGUGUAGACCGGUAUGUCCGGUUUGAGGUUGUUGAGUAA
Molecule: messenger RNA, 2568 nt
Organism: Aspergillus viridinutans
Lineage: Eukaryota; Fungi; Ascomycota; Eurotiomycetes; Eurotiales; Aspergillaceae
Product: Diacylglycerol acyltransferase family
Exons: 3
Coding region: 1-2568 (855 amino acids)
Biological process (GO): triglyceride biosynthetic process
Cellular component (GO): endoplasmic reticulum membrane
Molecular function (GO): diacylglycerol O-acyltransferase activity; UDP-glycosyltransferase activity
Source: RefSeq, a predicted model, not a curated record